AUAUUAAUGAAUGUGACAGUUUAACUGAUAUUUGCAACUCGACAAACACAGUUUGUGUAAACAGCAUUGGAAGCUAUUAUUGUUAUAACGUUUAUUUAGGAGAGUGGAACACAUGGAGUGAAUGUAGUGAAACGUGUGGAUCUGGUUAUAAAUACAGCAUUUUAAAUGCACAGUCUCAAUUCCAACAAGAAGCCAAACGAAGCCUAUCAUGCAUGAACAAAAAGUGUUCAGUUGAUGGGAAUUGGAGCAAUUGGACCACCUAUAAAUCAUGUUCAAACUUAUGUGGUAUUUGUUUUACAAAACAAGAAAGGUAUUGUAACAAUCCUGUACCAGAUGGCGGACAUGAUUGUUUUGGUAAUAAUGUUCAAUAUCAUGAAAAUAAUACAAUAUGUAGAGUGAAUGGUGGUUGGACACAAUGGUCUUCAUGGUCAUUAUGCAGUCAGCCAUGUCAAGGUGGUGUAAAAACAAGGUAUCGUAGCUGCAAAAAUCCAGUACCAAAAUAUGGAGGUUUGCCGUGCAAUGGAAAUAAUACAGAUAAAGUUCCAUGUUAUUCAGAUAAAUGCAAAAACGUUACAGUCAACUUUGGUAUUUUUUUAACAGAUGAAGGUUAUAUAGCGCAGUAUUCAGAUCUGCCUGAUAAAGUAUAUAAAUCACUGGAAGACAAAAUUAAAACUGCAAUAGGAAACGUUUAUAACAAGUUCAAUAAAACUGUACCAUUCAACUUAAAGUUGAGUUCCAUCAAGUACCAGGAGAUAGGGUUGCCAGAAGUCCCACUAUCAUGGAUGAUCCCAUACAUACACUAAGCAACCUGAAAAAUUGGUUAUGAUCUGUUCCACACCUACUUUUUAUACCGAGUGUUUGGCAAAUUUAUUUCAUUUCAAUAAGUAGUUAUAGCAAAAGAUUUCAUAGAUUUCAUUAAACGAUUGGAGCUAUAACUUUUAGAG
Hydra vulgaris (swiftwater hydra) is the source of this 944-nucleotide messenger RNA. NCBI's taxonomy places the organism in Eukaryota, Metazoa, Cnidaria, Hydrozoa, Anthoathecata, Hydridae. The record is from RefSeq and is a predicted model, not a curated record.